AUGCGACGUCUCCCCGUUGCCCAUAAUGGUCUACCCGCUCGAUUAUUUCCAGCACCGUCGCGACUGGUAAGCUCCCAGAGCUCUCCCCAGCUUCCCGAGCUCCCAUGGUGCCCAUCCCCGCACUCUGGAAGCACAGACUCACCUUUCCCCCACAACAGCCAACGCAAGCAAUCCGAACGCGCUUCCAAAAUCGCAUCGCUACCACCCCAAUACCAAUCCCCGCUGUCAUCUUCCGAGCGCAGCAUCCUCGGCAAGCCCAUCCAGGAGCUCGUGCAGGAUGUACAGAAGCAAGUUACUAGCCCCGUCGACGUCCUACGCACCUACGCAAAGGUCGCCGUCGAGGCACAUCACAAGACAAACUGCCUGACUGAAAUACUGUUCCCCGAAGCUGAAGAAUGGAUUGAAAAGGGCGAUGUCAACCUCGAGGGUCCGCUGGCUGGCAUACCUGUCUCCCUCAAAGAUUCCAUUGCUGUUGAAGGAUUCGAUGUUACCAUAGGCUACUCUUGCCAUACCGGACAGCCGUAUAGCAGGGACGGAUCUCUGGUCCGUCUUUUGAAGAAUGCGGGCGCUAUCCCCUUCGUCAAGACGAACCUGCCCAUCACUCUCCUCUCUUUCGAAUCCACAAACGAUGUCUGGGGCCGAACAACUAACCCGCAUAACAAAGACUAUUCUCCUGGCGGCUCAACUGGCGGUGAAGCCGCGCUGCUCGCCUUUGGCGGCAGCCGCAUCGGCAUCGGCUCCGACGUCGCGGGCUCGGUGCGGGCACCUGCGCAUUUCUCUGGGUGCUAUUCGCUGCGGUGCUCGACUGGGCGCUGGCCGAAAAUGGGCAUAAACACGAGCAUGCCUGGCCAGGAGGGGAUAGCCAGUGUGUUUAGUCCCAUGGCCCGGACUUACAAUGAUCUGCACUACUUUACGCGCAGCUUCAUUCGGAUGAAGCCAUGGCAAUACGACCACAGUUGCCACCCCAUCGAAUGGCGGGACCAUGUUGUCGAGGAGUUCAAGGAUAAGAAGAAGUUUAGGGUUGGUGUUAUGAGAACUGACGGUGUUGUUGACCCCGCCCCUGCCUGUGCCAGAGCGCUUGACCAAGUUGCUACGGCCCUCGCCGCCGAGGGCCAUGAAGUCUUUGAUGCUUCCCCGCCCUCUCCAUUCAGAGCUCUUGUCAUAGCUUCACAGCUCCUCAACUCGGACGGCUGCCGUACGUUUAUGUCCUGGUUCCGGACCGGAGAAUGGAACGAUCCGGGCGCUGUGCAGAUGGCUUUCUACAUGAAGCUUCCGCGUCCUUUGAAGUACCUGCAUUAUUUGUGGGUCAAAUAUGUGCGACGUGACCAUAUGUGGGCUGAACUACUCCAUGGUUGGUAUGAAAGGAGCGCAUUUGAGCAGUGGAAGCUCGUCGCGCAGCGCGAGGCGUACAAAGCGAUAUGGCACGAUUGGUGGAGAGAGGAGGCCAAGAUGGAUUUCAUGAUAACCGUGCCAAAUGCUACUCCCGCAGUGCCUCAUGAUGGAAUGAAGGAGGCCGUCAGCAGCUGCGGAUAUACAUUCCUGUUCAACCUGCUCGACUAUGCGUGUGGCAUCCUGCCGGUGACACACGUUGAUCGUACGCGUGAUGCGUUACCAGCCUCUUUCAACUUCCGUCAACUGAACGGUGUAGCCAAGGGCGCGUACAAGUAUUACGAUGCUGUCAAGAUGGAAGGUCUGCCCGUGGGUGUUCAGGUCGUUGGAAGGAGACUCGAGGAAGAGAAGGUGUUGGCCGCCAUGGAGAAGAUUGAGGACGCGCUGGAGAAGAAUGGCGGAAAGUACCAACUGCUGGAAGUUGAGUAG
Aplosporella prunicola CBS 121167 is the source of this 1818-nucleotide messenger RNA. RefSeq lists its product as uncharacterized. Bases 1 to 1818 code for a protein of 605 amino acids. NCBI's taxonomy places the organism in Eukaryota, Fungi, Ascomycota, Dothideomycetes, Botryosphaeriales, Aplosporellaceae. The transcript has 3 exons. The record is from RefSeq and is a predicted model, not a curated record.